ACUUGAGCUUGAUGACAAGACAUCUCGAGCUGUGCCGAGUCUGUCUUGUGGCAAUGAACGCUGGACCUGCCGAUUGAGCUCUGACAGGAUCUAGUGCUUUGUCACUUACUCGAAUUCUCACUAACUCACCGCCGUCAACAUGGACGCCAAGAUGAAUAACACGGUCGUGGGCAUUAUCGGCAUGGGCGACAUGGGAAAGAUGUACGCGCGGAGGAUUGCUGAUGCGGGCUGGACCGUACACGCUUGCGACUUGCCAGACAAAUACGAGACACUUCAGGCAGAGUUCUCCAGCAGAAAAAACGUCCACAUCCUCCAGAAUGGCCAUCUCGUCUCACGCAGUAGUGACUGGAUCAUGUACUCUGUCGAAGCUAAAAACAUGGAUAGCAUCGUCGGUCAAUUCGGUCCCUCCACAAAGCAAGGCGCCAUCGUCGGCGGCCAAACCUCUACCAAAGCCCCCGAGAUCGCCGCCUUUGAGAAACACCUCCCCUCCGACAUCGAAAUCGUCUCCUGCCACUCCCUCCACGGCCCCGGCGUAAACCCCAAGGGCCAACCCCUCGUCAUCAUCAAUCACCGCGCCUCCACCAAAUCCGUUGCCCUCGUCGAACGCAUCCUCUCCUGCUUCGAGUCCAAAUUCGUGCCCCUCUCCGCCGAACACCACGACCGCAUCACCGCCGAUACCCAAGCCGUCACCCACGCCGCCUUCCUCUCCAUGGGCGUCGCCUGGCAAGCCAACAACCAAUUCCCUUGGGAAAUUCCUCGCUACAUCGGCGGCAUCGAGAACGUGAAAAUCAACCUGAUGAUGCGCAUCUACAGCAACAAAUGGCACGUCUACGCCGGUCUCGCGAUCCUCAAUCCCGCUGCGAAACGUCAAAUUCGCCAGUACGCCGAGAGCGUGACAGAACUCUUCAAGCUCAUGCUCGGCAACCACCGUGAGGAAUUCACCACUCGCAUCCACACCGCUCGAAGGGCUGUUUUCGGCGACACACCACCGGGCAAGGACGGCGAGAACCUCCUACUUCAAGACGACCUCCUCGACCGCUUCAGUCUCGGCACCAAACCCCCGAUCAAGGUGAAGAAUAACCACCUCUCCCUCCUCGCCAUGGUCGACUGCUGGUGGAAACUCGGCAUCGUCCCCUACGACCACAUGAUCUGUUCCACGCCGCUCUUCCGUCUCUGGCUCGGCAUAACAGAGUACCUCUAUCGCAACCCAUCCCUCCUGUCCGAAUGCAUUACCACCGCCCUCAACGACACCUCCUUUCGCGCCGAUGAUUUGGAGUUCACGUUCGCCGCCCGGGAUUGGAGUGAACGGGUGGAUCUGGGGAAUAUGGAGGGAUAUCGGGAGAAGUUUGAAAAGGUGCAGAGGUAUUUUGCGCCGCGGUUUGAGGAGGCAGGGAGGGUGGGGAAUGAGAUGAUCAAGACGAUUGAGGAGGGGUUGAGGGAGAGGGAUGGUGGGGAGUGA
Zymoseptoria tritici IPO323 is the source of this 1459-nucleotide messenger RNA. RefSeq lists its product as uncharacterized. The coding region runs from base 140 to 1459 and encodes 439 amino acids. NCBI's taxonomy places the organism in Eukaryota, Fungi, Ascomycota, Dothideomycetes, Mycosphaerellales, Mycosphaerellaceae. Gene Ontology annotation, molecular function: prephenate dehydrogenase (NADP+) activity; NADP binding; NAD+ binding. Gene Ontology annotation, biological process: L-tyrosine biosynthetic process. The transcript has 3 exons. The record is from RefSeq and is a predicted model, not a curated record.